Struthio camelus australis is the source of this 4012-nucleotide messenger RNA. The record is from RefSeq and is a predicted model, not a curated record. NCBI's taxonomy places the organism in Eukaryota, Metazoa, Chordata, Aves, Struthioniformes, Struthionidae.
UCCCGCGUCUUCGUCUACUUCUGGCCCCCGCACAACGGCAACCCUCAUGACCUGCUGGACAUCAAGCAGAUGAGGGACGAGAGUAGCCGUCCCGUGGUCAAGAAGAUUAAGCCAGGCAUCUCUGUGGUGGCAGGCAGAGCCGAGGAUCUGCUGGGAUCCCCCAGCCACGAGGGGAAGGGGACCCGGCUCAUCCUGAGCCUAACGAGAGAUGAUGAAGGACUCUGUGAGGUGGUGGGGUGCUUGCGAAAGGAGAGGGCAUGCAGCUGGGGUCUCAAACAAAUAGAUGAAAUACUACUAACCUCCAGUCUCCGAAAACACGCUGGAUGCAGUGAGGGGGUUCGUGGGGCUGGGUACAAGGUGUAUGCAGCAGGAUUCCUGUCGUCUCUUGUGCCCCUGCAAAGGAGCGACUCUGGUGAAGACUGCUUGGUGUCUGUCUCUCUUCUGUACCCUUGCAGGCAGCAGGCUGCAAUUCUGGAGGACUUGGUGACAAAUGUGCCUCUGGAGUUUGAUUUCCUCUUCUCCAAAUCACAUGCAGAAGUGAUUUCAGGAAAACAGGAAGGUGUCUACGCUUGGAUUGGCAUCAACUUUGUCCUGGGGAGGUUUGAGCACGAGGAUGAGGAGGAUGCAGUGGUCACCGUGGCGCUAGGGGACCAGGCCGAGUCCCUGGUGCGGAAACGAACGGUCGGGAUCCUGGACAUGGGGGGUGCCUCCCUGCAGAUCGCCUACGAGGUGCCCAGCUCUGGAGCCUUCUCCUCCCCACAGCAGGAAGAGGCUGCCAAGAGCCUGCUGGCAGAGUUCAACCUGGGCUGUGACGUGCAGCACACUGGCCACGUGUACCGUGUCUACGUCAACACCUUCCUGGGCUUUGGGGGCAAUUUUGCUCGGCAGCGCUACGAGGAGCUUGUGCUGAACCAGACCUAUGUGCACAACCACCUGCAUGGCCAGCAGACAGGGCUGAGCCCUGAGACACCGUUCCUGGACCCCUGCCUGCCUGUGGGACUGGAGGACAGGGUGGCAAGGGGCGCUCAAACCCUGCAUGUGCGUGGACAAGGGGACUGGCAGACCUGCACAGAGCUGCUGCACCCCCUUCUGAUGGGGCCCAACAGCAGCCAGGCCUCCCUGGUGGGGGCCUACAAAGCACCCAUCGACUUCAGCAACAGCGAGUUUUACGGCUUCUCUGAGUUUUUCUAUUGCACCGAGGAUGUGCUGCGCCUAGGGGGGCGCUACGAUGCCCCCACUUUCACCUCUGCUGCCCAGGAGUACUGCAGGCAGAGCUGGGCCGUGCUGACGCAGCGCUUCCACAAUGGCCUCUACUCAUCACACGCGGACCAGCACCGAGUCAAGUACCAGUGCUUCAAAUCAGCCUGGAUGUACCAAGUCCUUCACCAGGGCUUCCGCUUCCCCCUGGACUACCCUAGUCUGCGCACAGCCCAGCUGGUGUACGACCGGGAGGUGCAGUGGACGCUGGGAGCCAUCCUCUACAAAACACGUUUUCUGCCACUCAGGGAUCUCCGGCCAGAGAGCGUCCGGCAAGCACAUACCUCCUGGCUGCGCCUCUCUUUUGUCUACAACCACUAUCUCUUCUUUGCCUGCAUCCUGGUUGUAGCGCUGGCCAUAGUCCUCUACCUCCUGCGGUUGCGCCGCAUCCACCGCCGGCAGUUGCGGUCUGCCCAGCUUGACAUGCUCUGGCUGGAUGAGGUGGUGUUGCUGCCACCAGGCCAGGGAGAUGGGCUGUGACACCAGCAGUACCCCCUGUCCAGUUGCAGCAGAACCAGUACCAGGACUGGAUGACAGCGCCCUGGGCUCUGAGGGCUUGGACUCUUUCUUGAAAAUGGCCUCAGUGCUGCACUCUAUCUCCGUGUCAGAGGCAGAGCCUGUGGGCCAAGGCAGCUACGGACACCGGAGCCUUCCUCUCUGCUGCUCCUCUGCCCUAAUCAUUGCAUUCCCUGGCCUCUGGCCUUCUCCUUGCUACAACACAUAGAGCAAAGUCCUUUGCUGCCAGCAGGCCCAAGGCUGCAGCCCUUGCUGGCUCCCUCAGAUAAGCAGGAGUCAGAAUCGCUGAAGCAGCCAACCCAGGGCCAUGGCCUGAAGCACUGGGCCACCUCAUGACUCAGCCACUUUUGCCAGGUGGCCUGACACGGUGCUAUAGUUCUUCAUCACCUAGAUAUGGCCUUCCUGUAGCUCAUUAGGAGUACAAGAGCUCAAAAACAGGAAGCCAGCAAGGCUACCGCAAGAACUACGUGAGCCCAGUGGCCAUAUGUGGCUUAGAGCUCCAAGGAGCUGUUCCAUCAGGCCUGGCCCCUCUCAGAACAUUCCUCACCAGGGGAAGAGAUGUUCAGCUAUUGCCUGUAUCCUCCCCUUCUCCUUGUUUCAUCCUCUCACAGUCCUAGGUGAUGCCCCAGGCUCAACUCUGAGGGCUCAGGGGCUGUUUCCUAACAGAGGUACCACCAAAGGUGGUUGCAUUUCUUCUCAUUCCCUUCUAAGCAUGUGUUUGCCCUGUGGUGUCCCACAGGCUAUUCAGGCACUAGUGCAAGAAGGACCAGUGGUUCUUCCCCCUGUGAGUGCAGGCUGGGCCUGCCUACAGGGCACUCCAGCCCAGCUUCCUGCCCCAGGGCAACGCUGGGUGGUGGCAGCUGGCUGCUGCCUCCCUCUGUGCACAGGCACAGCAAUCCCUCUGCCCCGGUGCUACAGCUCUGAUGACCUAAUGAAGUUCUUCAGUUUAUACUUGAACUUAGCUGUUCCUAUUCCUGUAGCAAUAAAAUAAUUAUGAGCCAUCCAGUGCUAGAUUAGUCUCCUUUUCCAGUGAGUGCCUACCCGGCAGUGACAGGUCAUGGUUGGCAACAUGGCUGGGCCUCCACACCCCUGCAUAGCAUUGUUUUGUGGUGCUAGGGACUUGACCCCAUCAUGGAAUGAUUAAGCUGCUCUGUUAUUAGCUGCCCUCUGCACUUCCAGCAUGCAGCAGAGCUUGCAGCAGUAAGGGAAGCUUUGAUCCAAACUAAACUGUUGUCAUGAUCCUUAGAGAGAGCAGUCCUUGAUGUGCACCCCACUUCCACCUGAGAGAAGAUGUCAAGCCAGUCCAUGCAGAGCCUAAGUCCCUAGGAGGGCAGCUUCCUGCUUUCUACCUUCUGGGGCCAGUCUGGGGCUGCCUGGACUGUAGGCAUUGCAUGGGAAACAGGCUCCUAAGCUUCCCCAGCUCCCACAGCCAUUGGCUUUCAACAGUAGAGCUUAGUCCUGCACAACUGCCCCCCACCAGGGAGGCCAGGCACAUUCCCCCAUCUUCUAACCCAUGCUGUUGUCUAGCUAUGGCCUCACUCCCAAGGCAAUACUGCACAGGUGGAAGCAAGGACAAAACAGGCUGUGCACUGCUGGCUGUGCUUGCCUCUUCUUCCACUGAGGAUCCCUGCAAAGGGACAGCCUUAUUCUCAUCCUGCAACAACAGUGGUGGUGGGGGAAUACAUCAAGAUAAAACUAAGACUGUUCCUCAGCCUCAGAGCAGCAAGUGACUACAACUUCCAGCAUCACUUAUUAGAAAAGGAUUUAUUUCCACAACACAAAUAUAACAAACAGACAAAUAAAUAAAUACAGAUUAAUUAUCUGAUAAAUAAAGAACAAGACCUAGUCAUACUACUUGAUACAGAUACAAUGUUCUUCCCCGAACACUGACACAGGCAAGAAGAAUAGUACCUAGAUACUACUCUGCUUAACCCUCAGUGCUCAGGCAGAAGACAGCAGCAUCCCUUCACCUCCAGCUUGAUCUGGCUGCCUGGCAGCAGAACCCUCUGCCCUACACCUGCACCAUCUCCUUCUUCAUGCCCAAGAGGGUCAGCCCUCCCUUCUCCCGUCCAUAGCCAGAACCUGUCUUAGCAAGGACGACUCCACUGCAAGCCCAGGCUCACAAAGGGGACUGAACAUGGGAUGCCUCAGGCUGUUGUCCUCUCAUGCACAGGGGGAGCCAGGGCCCAAAGAAGAGAUGAAGGAUACUGUAACUAACUUGGGGAGGGGAGCAGGAUUU